CGCGGCUGUCAGCCGGCGGGGGCCCCCUCACGGUCCCCUCACGGCCCCCUCCGGGCGCUCCGCAAACGUGAGGCGAAGCUCACGGCGCGGGGCUCGAGUGUGCGUGUGUGUGUGUGUGGGGGAAAUCAGCGGAGAAGUGGGGUUUGGGGGGCUCAGAGAGGCGCGGGGCGGUUUUCCUCAGGGGUCCUGGCCCUAACGGGGUCGGGGUUGGUGUGGGCUGAGGGCGCCGUGCCUUGGCGUGGGGGGUGCCUCCUGAAUUCCCCUCGGAGAGCAGUUUCUCUUCUUUACAUCCCUGCUGUAGACCCGUCGUUGAAACGUGAUAGAUUUCGUUUUUAAAAAUUUAUCUUCAGUUUUAUUAUUUCACUUUAAUUUCUCGGUAUUUUCAAUUCCGCCACAAACUGGCCUUUGCAGCAAUACAAGUGCUGUGGCACCCUGGUCUUAUGAGUGACAAACACAAAAACCUCUACGAAAGACAUCCUGGGUUUUGAGCUCACCAUUACAGGUUUUGACAUCUAGCCUGGUUCACCCCUUCAUAUUGCGAUCUGAUUGGCCUGUCAGAAUGAUUCACUGAGCUUUUUUCGGGAAUGGACAUGAGAUUUUAACACUGGAGCUUAGGGAGACCCAACAGAAGACACAUUCAUUACUUCAGAGGGUCUCGGGGUCAGCCACUCCAUUACAGGCUACAUUCCUCAUCAAAGGCAAAGAAACCCUGUUGACACUUUUCCUGUAGGAGAGGAUUGCUUUUAAACGACUCACGCCUGCUGUGUCAUGUCUGGAGCUGGAGCUGAGAGGAGCCGCCAGGAGGGUGCAUGUGACAGGAUCCGCAGUUGCAGGCUGGAGGGUGCUGUCUGCCUGAGCUCCUGAGGCCUCGUCGGCGUCGGCAAAGUGUGUGCAAGCCCACCCCGCCGAGCAGCUCGGCCCGGCCACCCUAGGCAGCAUGUCCCUUCGCGAGCACGCGCUGUCCCUCUUCCGCAGUGCGGUGGGCACCGUCCGGCCGGCUCCGAUGCUGAAGAGGGCUGUGAAGCUCGAGGGAGAUGGGUGCCCUCAGCUGGUAGUGAAGGGCCGGGCCUUUCCAGUGAAGAGGAACCUGUACUUGGUGGGUUUUGGCAAGGCUGUGCUGGGGAUGGCAGCAGCAGCAGAAGAGAUCCUGGGGGACCACCUCAUUCGGGGGAUCGUCAGUGUGCCACUAGGCAUCCAGGAGAGCCUGCAGCGAGCGGGAAUGCAGGAGAUGCUGCUGAAGCCGCACAGCAGAAUCCAGGUCAUCGAAGGUGCAAAGAACAACCUCCCUGACCCAGAGGCUCUGAGGGGAGCAGGUGCCAUUCAGGAGCUGGCUGAGGGCCUGACAGCAGACGACCUGCUCCUUGUGCUCAUCUCAGGGGGUGGUUCAGCCCUACUGCCUGCUCCCAUCCCUCCCAUCCUCCUCGAAGAGAAAGAGAAACUGACAAAGAUGCUGGCUUCCAGAGGAGCUGCCAUACAGGAGCUGAACACUGUCCGGAAAACUCUGUCCUUGCUGAAGGGUGGAGGGCUGGCCCGGCUCGCAUAUCCCGCACAGGUGGUGAGCCUCAUCCUUUCUGACGUGAUUGGCGACCCUCUGGACAUCAUAGCGAGUGGGCCCACCGCUGCCAGCUCCCACAGUGUCCAGGACUGCCUUCAGAUACUGGCCAAAUACAACCUGCUGCACAGCCUGCCCAAGUCAGUGGAAACGGUCCUCUCCAGCUCUCCCACCACGCGCACUGCUCCAGAAGACUACUCCCACGUUUGCAACGUCAUCAUUGGAUCAAACACGCUGGCUUUGGAUGAGGCCAAACGCCAGGCUGAGGGCCUGGGCUAUGUGGCCCUGAUUCUGAGCGCAGCAGUCUGCGGGGACAUCGGCCACGUUGCUGCGCUGUACUGCCAGCUGAUCCAGCUGCUCUGCCUGGGCUUCGCUGGCCUCGGAGAAGGGCCUCUGGGCAACGAGGUGAGGGGGAAUCUUCUGCAGCUGGCAGCAGAGCUAGAUAUCCCGGGCUUGAACCUGGCUGAGUUUCUGCAGGCCCUCCGAGGAUUAGGGCCUGAAAAACCAGUCUGCAUCCUUGCGGGCGGAGAAACCACGGUUCGGCUUCAAGGAACCGGGAAGGGAGGAAGGAACCAGGAGCUGGCCCUGCGAGUGGGGCUGGGGCUGCGCAGGGCACAGGGCGCUGAGGCCAGCAGCCCCCUGGGGAGGUACGAGAUCAUCUUCCUCAGCGGGGGGACGGACGGGCAGGACGGGCCGACAGGAGCGGCAGGGGCCUUCUGCAGCCCGGAGCUGGUGGACGAGGCGUUCCAGGAAGGCCUCGAUGCGGAGGCCUUCCUCCGCAACAACGACUCCUAUACCUUCUUCAGCCACUUCCAAUGUGGGCGUCACCUCCUGGUGACAGGCUUGACAGGCACCAAUGUCAUGGAUAUCCAGGCUGUUUUAAUUAGACCCACAGACAGAUCAUAAGAGCUCCCUCUGCAGAUAUUCAGAUGCAUUUAAUUAGGACCAGGGGUAAAUGAGACAAUAAGCACCGCAGACAAAACUACUAAAAUUAGGGCUAGCUGUCAAGGGUGCUAAUAUCUUUGAUAGAAAGAUUCCACUAAUUAAUCACGAGUGGAUGUCCACAGCAAAUGCAUUGGGAACAGUCAAGCACUUGUAAUUGGGAUCUGAGAAAGGUAAGCAGUCACGUUGUGGACAUGGAGGUUGCAGUUAGCACUUCUGCUGAGAGCCACUGCUACUGUGACAGCUUCAUAGAACAAAAUAGAACGGCCUGGGUUGAAAAGGACCUUAAAGAUCAUCUAGUUUCAACCCCCCUGCUCUGGGCAGGGUUGCCAACCACUAGAGCAGGCUGCCCGGAGCCUCAUCCAGCCUGGCCUUGAAUGCCUCCAGGGAUGGGGCAUCCACAACCUCUCUGGGCAACCUGUGCCAGUGCCUCACCACCCUCUUGAGUGCUGAGUGAAAAACUUCCUCUUAAUAGCUAACCUAAAUCUCCCGUCUUAGUUUAAAACCAUUCCCCCUUGUCCUAUCACUAUCAACACGUAAACAGGCAUUCCCCCUCCUGUUUAUACGCUUCAAGUACUGGAAGGCCACAAUGAGGUCUCCCCAGAGCCUUCGCUUCUCCAAGCUAAACAAGCCUAGUUCCCUCAACCUUUCUUCAUAGGAGAGGUGUUCCAGCCCUCUGAUCACAUUAGUGGCCCUCCUCUGGACCUGUUCCAAGAGUUCCACAUCCUUCUUGUGCUGGGGGCCCCAGGCCAGCACGCAAUAUUCCAGGUGGGGGUCUCACAAGAGCAGAGUAGAGGGGGACAAUCACCUCCCUCUCCCUGCUGGCCACCCCUUUUUUAUGCAGCCCAGGACGCAGUUGGCCUUCCGGGCUGCAAGCGCGCACUGCUGGCUCAUGUCCAGCUUCUCAUCCAGCAGGACCCCCAAGUCCUUCUGCGCAGGGCUGCUCUCGAGUUCUUCUUCACCCUGUCUAUAUAAAUACCUGGGAUUGCUCCAGCCCAAGUGCAGCACCUUGCACUUGGCCUUGUUGAACCUCAUGAGGUUCUCAUGGGCCCACUUCUCCAGCCUGUCCAGGUCCCUUUGGAUGGCAUCCCUUCCCUCUGUUGUAUCAACUGCACCACUCAGCUUGGUGUCAUCUUGGUGUCACUCGAUUCCAUCGUCUAUGUCAUUGAUAAAGAUGUUGAAGAGCACCAGUCCUAAGACUGACCCCUGAGGGACACCGCUUGUGUUUUUUGUUUGUUUUGUUUUUUUCUGGAAUACAAAAUUUAUUUCAAGCUUAUAAAAGACUUCAACAUUG
Messenger RNA from Cygnus atratus (black swan), 3788 nucleotides. RefSeq names its product glycerate kinase (gene GLYCTK). Lineage: Eukaryota; Metazoa; Chordata; Aves; Anseriformes; Anatidae. The coding region runs from base 938 to 2458 and encodes 506 amino acids. The record is from RefSeq and is a predicted model, not a curated record. The transcript has 8 exons. Gene Ontology annotation, molecular function: glycerate kinase activity. Gene Ontology annotation, cellular component: cytoplasm. Gene Ontology annotation, biological process: protein phosphorylation.